GUGAAGAAUUGGCUCACCUGGCUACCCGUCCUGCUUUACCCAUCCUUCCCGUAUAAAAACUCUGAUGUGUUGUCUGUCAGACACAGAGGAGUAGGUACAGCUUGAUCAGCUGUGUUAUUUUCCACUGAACACUGUUCCUCGCUUACCUGAACGACUGAUCACCCAAAGACAACAUGAAGCUGGAGCUGCUGGUGGUGUUGGCUGUAGCAGCCCUGGUUCCCAGCCUGUCUGAGGGACUGCUUCUCUCCAAAUGUGAGCUGAAGCCCAAACUGACUGAGGCUGCUGACCAAUUCAAUCUGACUGAGAUAAUUGCAGCAAAGGGAGUCGAACUGGACAACGCCUUGGCCAAAAUUAUCUGCAGUUUGGACCUAAAGUCUGGUUUAAACACCAGCCUUGUGACCAACCUUGUCCUGCGCAAACCUUUCCUGCAUAAAUCAAAAAGGCGCCCCAUCAGCAGGAGACCUGUGAGACUGUUUGGGCACAAACGUCCAGGUAGAGAUGUUGAGUCAAAGGAAGAUCGAGUCAGUUCUGAGGGAGAAGAGGACAAGCCUAGACCUACAGGAAAGCCUGGGGGAAUGAAACCCAAACCUAGCGGGAAAACAGAGGGAGUGAGCCCAAGAUCAGAGAGGCAUGAAGGGAAGAGGACGAGACCAGGGAGUCCCGCAAUAGGAAGGGACAAACGUGAGGCUGAGGAGUCCGCUGGUGAAAAGGAAGAACAUGACAAAGUUGAGGCGCAAGAAAGCAAAGCGGCUGAGGUGGAAGAGUUUUGCGGCUAUGAGGAUGAGGGUGAUGAAGACGAGGAUGAGCUAGACGAGGAGAACCUGGAAGAGUUAGAGGUGGAGCUGGACGAGCAAGUAGUAGAGGAACCGAAAGAGAGAGAGGGGAACAGGAAGAAGAGAUACAUCCCAAAGCAGUUCAGAGGUCCCGGACAGAACCGCAAGCCACCGCCACAUAAGCCGAAGCGCAAGCCAUUCAAGCCGAUCAAGACCCUGUCCUUGAGCUUUUUCGGUCUCUUCCAGCUGAGCAAUCGCCUCGCCUGCGUCUCCUCCAACACCACUCGCUCUCUCAAUCUCUGUAAGACAGAGUGCAGCUCCUUCGUUGAUGAUGACAUCCGUGAUGACAUUGCCUGCUUUAUGAAGUCUGGUGCCUGGAUGAAGGCUCUGAAGUUCCCAUGGAAAUGUGCCAAGCUGCAAGCCUCUGAGUACUUUGAGUGUGACCAACCACUUAACAGUACUAUGAGUGUGACCAACCACUUAACAGUACUAUGAGUACUUUGAGUGUGACCAACCACUUAUGAGUACUUUGAGUGUGACCAACCACUUAACAGUACUAUGAGUACUUUGAGUGUGACCAACCACUUAACAGUACUUUGAGUGUGACCAACCACUUAACAGUACUUUGAGUGUGACCAACCACUUAACAGUACUAUGAGUACUUUGAGUGUGACCAACCACUUAACAGUACUAUGAGCACUUUGCAAACAACUGUUUAACAGAGCAUUUUCCUUCUUUCUCUCAACUCUUAUCUUCUGCUAUAAGCUUCACAAAUAUGCUACUUUCUAUUACCUCUAGAUGGCGUGCUAGGAAUUAUUUGAGCCGUUAUCCCUUAUGUUGGGACAACAAGUUCCUCCUACAGACAUUAGGCAACAGCAUCAUAUUCUCCUUCAACUGUCCAACUACCACGAGUAAGGAAGUUAAAUCUAACAGAUGCCAUUUUGUUGAAAAUGUCUCUUUUGUUGCUUGGUAACAACAUUUCCUUUUUUCACAAACAAAAAUACAUACAAUUAUCAUAAA
This is a messenger RNA of Oncorhynchus gorbuscha (pink salmon), 1793 nucleotides long. RefSeq lists its product as uncharacterized. The record is from RefSeq and is a predicted model, not a curated record. NCBI's taxonomy places the organism in Eukaryota, Metazoa, Chordata, Actinopteri, Salmoniformes, Salmonidae. The transcript has 5 exons. The coding region runs from base 174 to 1268 and encodes 364 amino acids.